CCUCCCACGCGCGGACAAGAACGUCUUUACGUUGGGGCGCAUGCGUGCGUUCCCCGAUUUAUAUCAAGGCACAAAAGUGGCGCUAUAUCGGUUCAAGCUCGACUCCGGUGGUAGCAGCCUAAACGAUGGAUGGGGAAUCGGAGGCCAAACCUCGAGUAGAGGAGGAGAGCACAGCCCCAGAUAAGGAACCCAUGGACACAGACACCACUCCCUCAGAGCAAACUACACCCCCCACGAGAACCCAGGCUCCUGUCACCAAGGCAAUAGAGGAACCCUCCAGGGUUAUAGAGAACAAUGACGAUGAUGAUGUGGUGCUGGUGGAAGAGGUCCCGUCUCCCUCUGCGACUACCUCUUUCCAAGCUGCCUCCACCCCCACAGACUGCACUGAGCCCCACCCCUCUGAAACAGAAACCACAGCAAUGAUAAACAUGACAACAGCCACAGCCCCCGCCAAGAUCCCCAGUCCACCCGCCACCUAUUCUGCAGCACCCACAGAGCCCAUUGUCAUUGACGAUGAGGAGGAUCACGGGCACAGAGGCUUUUCCUCACUAGCCACAGCCGGAGGCCCUUCAGAUAGCGAAGGCAUACUGAGCAGCACAGAGCCCGAUUCUGAGAUAAAGAUCGCCAGUGUCACAACGCUGGGGCCCUCUGUAGCCACAGCAGCCGAGCCAAUGGCGGAAGGGGACAUGAACCUGGUGAUCACCAGUGUGACGUCACUGCAGGGCGGGGUGGGCAUGGUGGAGAAUGGCUUGCAGAUCAGCAGCACCUUCAGUCUGAAUCCUGAGGCCCAGAGCUCCAUCAGCACCAACAGGCUCCCGACCACCUUCAACCCUGGCCGGGUUAGCAACACCUCCACCACUAGCCAGCCUGUACAGAACGGAGACUCGGUAACCCACCAGACGCCUGAUUUGUGGAUCUCCCAGUCGGCCUCGUUCCCGCGAAACCAGAAACGGACGGGGGUGGACUCUACAUCACCAGCCGUAUCCCUGCCCAAACCACCCGGCCCCUCCCCCUCAGGCUCCCAGAACCCCCCUCGCACUGUCAAGGUGACCUGCGCCAAUUGUAAGAAGCCUCUGAAGAAAGGCCAGACGGCUUACCAGCGGAAAGGGUCCACACACCUUUUCUGUUCCACCACCUGCCUCUCUUCUUUCUCACACAAACCUACCCCUAAGAAGAGCUGCACCAUGUGCAAAAAGGACAUCACUACAAUGAAGGGCACUAUCGUGGCCCAGGUGGACUCCAGUGAGUCGUUCCAGGAGUUCUGCAGUACAGGCUGUCUGGGCGCCUACGAGAAUAAACAGAACACACCCAAGUCCUCCCUUAAAACUAAGUGCACUGUCUGCAGCAAGCUCACUGAGAUCCGCCAUGAGGUGAGUUUCAAGACGGUCACGCAUAAGAUCUGCAGCGAUGCCUGUUUCAACCGUUACCGCAUGGCCAACGGGCUCAUUGUGAACUGCUGUGAGCAGUGUGGUGAAUACCUGCCCAGCCGCGCCACUGCCAACCACUUCCUCAUCAUCGAUGGCAAGCAGAAACGCUUCUGCUGCCAAAACUGUAUCAGUGACUACAAGCAGGCCAACUCUAAGAUGACGAUGUGUACUGGCUGUAGGGCCAUGGUCCGGUCUAGUGAAGUAACUCACUGCAUCGGGGCCAGCGGCACAAUGGAACCAUACUGCUCCACAGCCUGCAUGAACAAGACCAAGAUCGCCAGCAGCGCUACCACUAUCCUCCAGCCCACGUGUCACUUCUGUAAGAAGACAUCGUUACCUCAGUACCAGGCAUCACUGCCUGAGGGGAAGGUCGUAAACUUUUGCAGCUCAAUGUGUGUCACCAAGUUCCAGAAUGCAACCAUUCAUACAGUAACCAAUGGACAGGCUCCCAUGUCUACAACGAACCACAACAUCCAGCUCAAAUGUAAUUACUGUCGAGGAGCAUUCAGCCUAAAGCCUGAAAUCCUGGAGUGGGAGGAUAAAGUGUACCAGUUCUGCAGUAAAAUAUGUUGUGAGGACUACAAGAAGCUGCACUGCAUAGUCACGUUCUGCGAGUACUGCCAGGAGGAGAAGACGCUCCACGAGACGGUCAAGUUCUCUGGAGUCAAGAGGCCCUUCUGCAGCGAAGGUUGUAAGCUGCUGUUCAAGCAGGACUUUGCCAACCGGCUGGGUCUGAAGUGUGUCACCUGUAACUACUGCACUCAGCUGUGUAAGAGAGGAGUGACCAGGCAGCUGGCCGGUGUUUCCAGGGACUUCUGCAGUGAAACCUGCGCCAAGAAGUUCCAUGAGUGGUACUACAAGGCAGUGCGUUGUGACUGCUGUAAGGUGCAGGGGAACCUGACUGAGUCGGUACAGUGGAGAGCAGAGAUGAAGCACUUCUGUGACCAGCAGUGUCUCCUCCGUUUCUACUGCCAGCAGAACGACCCCAACCUGGCAACGCAGAAGGGCCCAGAGAACACCAGACUUGGAUUUGGAAUACAAACCGAGGCAACCAACAUUGCGAUGUUGAGUCAGCCGUACACCGGUGGAGGGAUCCUAAAGGAUGUGAAGAAUAAAGCUGUACUCUGCAAGCCUCUCACUAUGACCAAGGCCACCUACUGCAAACCACACAUGCAGAGCAAGCUCCUACAGACGGAUGAGGAUGACGGGGUGAAGAGGGAGUACAUUCCCGUUCCCAUCCCUGUACCUGUGUUCAUCCCCGUCCCCAUGAACCUCUACGCCCAGAUUACACCCAUGCCCAUCACACUACCCGUCCCGGUUCCAGUGCCGGUAUUCCUGCCAACCACGAUGCAGGGUGCAGAUCAGAUUGUCCAGACCAUCACCGAGCUUAAGGCCAAAGUACCUACUGACCCCCACGAGGCUGACCUCCUCUCCAUGGCUGAGAUGAUCGCAGAGGACCAGAAGCCAGAUGUGAAGAGGGAGCGAGGAGGAGGAGAGGCCAAGUCCAGCAGCUCCAGUAGCAGCAGCUCUGAAUCGGAUGGGGAGGAUGAGAAGUAUGAACCAGACCUGGACCUGGAGAACGACUUUCCUCAAGACCCUGUCCCUGUGCUGGAGGACCUGGACGUGGACAUGGGGUUCACCCUGCCCCCUCUCCUGGCUGAGGAGAAGGAAGUGGCACCCAGAGCCAGGAGACAGGGACACAAGAGGCGAGCUGUGGAGGGAGAGCCUUCCUCCCCCUCUCCCCCUACACCAGAUGGUCCUGUGGAGGGGCGCUCGCUACCUCUGAGAUCUCGCUACGCCAUCAACGCCUGGAAAAGUUGGGUGCUGUCCUCAGCUGAACAAUCAGAACCUCCACCGGCCUGGUCGAAGAGUAACCCGCUCUCUCUGAAAGCAUCAGAACUCAGCCUGGCCCUGUCACGAUUUGUCCAUGAGGUACGGCGGCCCAACGGGGAGUGCUACGCCCCCGACAGCGUCCUCUACCUCUGCCUGGGCAUCCAGCAGCAUCUGCAGGCCAAAGGCAGGAAAGAUGACCUGUUCAGUGACCUGUGCUAUGAGCGGUUUGGAGAGGAGCUCAACAAGGUCCUCAAAGACUGGCAGCCCAGCGUGAUGCCUGAUGGCUCUCGGUGGGGCCGUGUGGAGGAGCAGUGCCUGUGGAGCUGUAAGCUGCUGGGGGAGCAGAGUCCUGCAGCAUUGCUGCGCUCCCUGGUCUAUCUCAACACAAAGUACUUUGGCCUGCUCACCGUGGAGCAGCACCUGCGCCUCUCCUUCAGAAAUGUCUAUGGCCCCGACCACACAGACCCAACCACACAGGAAACCACUGUCUGCAUCUGCAUCCCCUCCUUCUCCCCACAGGACCACCACUUACCAACAGGGUCCAGGAAGAGGAAACGUAAAGAGGACAGUCACGCGGCCUACGAGCCAGACGACGGCUCGGGAUGCUCCACACACUGUCCAGUCAAAAAGCACGAGGGCAGAUUCUACGAACUCUACCGUUCCAAGUGCCCGGGGUCGUUGAGUCAGCGUAUGGAUGUGUUCUAUAUGCAGCCAGAGUCAUCGGGCAGCAGCAGUGACGGUGACAGCUCGCUGUGGUUCUCCUCUACUCCUUUGGACCGCAGUGUCCUGGAGAGCAUCCUCACCCCUCUCCUUCUGGUAAAAGACAUCUACAGAGAGCGCCAUCUAGAAGAAGAAGAGGAGGCCAGCUGUGAGCAUACAGUGGAUGUCCGGUUGGAAGGGACUACACAUGCCCAGAGCUGAUCGGAGGACGGUGUUUCCCUGAAGGGCCAAGGAAGGGGACUCUGACUGCGAGUAGCUAGGGUGAUAUUGGAGUGUGUCGUGUGAAAAGCAAUUCCCCAAGAACUGUUGCACUUCCUUCCUUCCAUAGGGGAACUCCGUUCACGUGAUGUAGCAUUACUUACUAAGCCCAGAUUGGGCUGCUAUGCUGUGUAAAUAUUUCUGAAAGUUAAAAGUAGUAGAUGGGAAGAGACAGAGACAUCCACAAGAAAUGCCAACCGAGUUCUCCGCUUUGACCCCCAGAAGCCUUUUAAAGAUGAGACAUUUAUUUAUUGCGGUUGAUUGAUUGCUUCUAUUGUACGUUUGUUAUUUUUACGCCGGGAUGGGAUGUGUGUUCGAUUGUGCCCCGUGUGCCAUUUUCCUCUCCUCCAUUAAGAGCAUGAAUUAGUUGAUCAAUUAAAUCUGCUGCAGCCUGGAGCUCUCCCGUGUUCCUGUCUUUCCCUUCUCUUUGUCCUGAGGGGGGCUGUAGGGGUACUGUCUGGGGCUUCAGAGUAGUUGCAGGUACAAGUAUGAAGGAGAUGGUAUCCUGCCGAAAUACUAUUUUGUCAGUUUGAAUUCCAUUGUGUUUUGUUGUCUCAUUUAAGCUAUUUGAUGUUUAUUAUUUAGUUGAAAACGUAGCACUUGAUAAUGGGUGAUGUAUUACUCCCAGCUAAUGAGUGAUAAUCUGUUAAAACGGCAACAACUAAAACUGUUUGUUGCAACUAGGGUGGUCAGAUCUCUUUCAGGAUUAGCACAUUAUAGACCUGCCUGGUUACGUUUCCCAAAUUCACUCCAUCUCCAGGCAUCCAAGUUACAAUAGAAAGCUCUGACUUUAUCUUUUUUUUCUUUUUUUGUUGUUUUCUUUUAUUUUCUAUCAAUAAAUUACACAAGCGAAUACCUCGUUUUUACGUUGACUUCUGAAUAGGUUUGUGUUUGUUUUAGUUUUCUUUGAAUGGCACCUGCCUUGCCUAUUGACUUCCAUGUAAUGUCUGGAGACCACGCUUCGAAGCUGAAAGGUGUUUGGAUAGAGCCUGUCAAGGAAAGGAAAAGAGUCCCGGUUGGUUCUGUGAAUGACCGGCUGGCUCUGAAGCCUAAUGUGAAUGUGCCUAUCUGUGUGUACUGAAAGUGUGUGUGUGUAACUUCACGAGAGGUUGAUGCCGUUUGUGGGCUGACAUGACAAAAUAAAUCAUUUCAUUUCUUAAUA
Molecule: messenger RNA, 5400 nt
Organism: Salvelinus namaycush (lake trout)
Lineage: Eukaryota; Metazoa; Chordata; Actinopteri; Salmoniformes; Salmonidae
Product: zinc finger MYM-type protein 2-like
Exons: 24
Coding region: 126-4181 (1351 amino acids)
Molecular function (GO): zinc ion binding
Source: RefSeq, a predicted model, not a curated record